Messenger RNA from Hypoxylon trugodes, 835 nucleotides. RefSeq lists its product as uncharacterized. The record is from RefSeq and is a predicted model, not a curated record. The coding region runs from base 243 to 656 and encodes 137 amino acids. NCBI's taxonomy places the organism in Eukaryota, Fungi, Ascomycota, Sordariomycetes, Xylariales, Hypoxylaceae. The transcript is spliced from 3 exons.
GAAAGAUAAAUCUUACUACGAUAACUACAAUAACAAAUUCUCUUCUAUAAAUCCAAAGUAGACGAAGCCGAAUACCUUUAAGGGGUCACAAAUGUGGCUAGUGAGUAGUAAUACAUGAGGCUGUGCAUUCAUUCGUCAAGCCACAUUUCAAGAAAAUGCCCCUCCAAUUGAAGAAUCGAAUUUCGUCGCGAUCCAAACCGACUUGAUCGACAAGCCAACAUAGAAAAAAAAGCCAGCCCACCAUGGUUCCAACGAUAAUACGAGGAAUGACCCUAAAGCGUGUAGCUCCCAAAUUACGAAAUAUUCCGAAACCCAUACCGCAAUUUUACGACAGUCGAUAUAAACCUAAGAAAGUCUGGCCGCCAGAUUUCUCCAAGCUAUCCGAGAAGGAACAGUUCCGAUUCGAAAGACGGUAUAAGCGAAGAAUGAAGCUUGCGACUGCGCGACCGCGGUGGGAUAAAUAUGUCAAAUUAACACAACUCUUUAGUGUGACUUUCGUUCUGAUUUAUUCCGUCUUAUUUAUGGAUUGGCAAAGGGAGAACCAGCCAUUGCAAGGGGUCCGAGACGUAAUCUGGGGUGCGUUAGGCGCAUUCUCUCCCGAGCAAAGACACGAAAGGCGAAAACCCGAUAUAGAAGCGAUCACAAACACCAAAUGACCGAUUUUACAUAUUGUACCUACGUUAUAAGAAUCACAUUGCAUGGACGGAGUUUCAGGGACUGGGAAAUACCCAAUUUGAUGUUACCUUUGGAGCUGUAUAAUGCAGGAAUCUCCUCUUAAAAAUACGAUGACCAUAAUGCUAUAUCUCUUACCCGAUGCUUAUCCCGUAACCGUAGU